Alligator mississippiensis (American alligator) is the source of this 678-nucleotide messenger RNA. The record is from the annotation of a RefSeq genome assembly. Lineage: Eukaryota; Metazoa; Chordata; Crocodylia; Alligatoridae.
AUAAACCUAUUUGACCAAUUCCUAACCCCAAGCCUCCUAGGCAUCUCCUUGCUUAUACCCGCCCUACUAAUAACCACUAUCCUACUUCUAAACCCAAAAAAUCAAUGAUUGUCGCACCCCACAACAACAAUCAAAUCCUGAUUUAUUAACCAAGCCGCCAAACAAAUUAUGACCCCAAUUAACCCCACCGGGCACAAACACUCCUUAAUCCUCAUCUCCUUACUAAUUCUCCUCUCUCUCACUAACCUGCUUGGCCUGCUUCCAUAUACCUUCACCCCUACAACACAACUAUCCAUAAACAUAGCCAUCGCCCUCCCCCUCUGACUAGUGACAGUAUUAAUUGGGUUGCGAACUCAACCAACAACCUCCCUAGCCCACCUCCUACCAGAAGGGACUCCUAUGCUCCUAAUCCCAAUCCUAAUUUUAAUCGAAACAAUUAGCCUGCUAAUUCGACCAAUUGCCCUGGGCGUCCGACUAACGGCUAACCUAACUGCAGGCCACCUGCUAAUUCAACUAAUCUCAAUCGCCACAUUAAACCUCUGAUUCAUGAUACCCCCACUCAGCCUAUUAACCUCAACAGUCUUAAUCCUCCUAUUACUACUAGAAUUCGCUGUAGCUAUAAUCCAAGCAUACGUCUUCGUCCUCUUAUUAUCCCUAUAUUUACAAGAAAAUUCAUAA